Urocitellus parryii (Arctic ground squirrel) is the source of this 2407-nucleotide messenger RNA. RefSeq names its product ankyrin repeat and SOCS box containing 14 (gene Asb14). The record is from RefSeq and is a predicted model, not a curated record. Gene Ontology annotation, molecular function: protein binding. Lineage: Eukaryota; Metazoa; Chordata; Mammalia; Rodentia; Sciuridae. Gene Ontology annotation, cellular component: cytoplasm. Gene Ontology annotation, biological process: intracellular signal transduction.
CUAAAUAUAAAUGAAAAUCCUGAGGCGUUCAUGUGCUAAUCCUUAACAGUGAAAACUUCAGUACCGACCUAGAGGAUAUAACAAAAGGUAAAAGGUCUUUGUUUUCYAAAUUUCACUUCUAAAUUCAAGCAGUUGGUAAUCUUUUCACAACUGGAAAAAUAUUUUUAAUUCAUUCUGACUUUAAACCUGCUUGAGUUUCACAUGGAUAAUUACAUCAGUGAUGAAGACACAGACAAUGACUUUGACACCCAGCUCACCAUUCAGCAGAGUUUACAGGAUAUUUACAAGCCAGGAACAACCCAACAUGCACCUGAUAAGAGCUUUCAUUCCUUUUUGAGUGCUUACUAUAAGAAGAUAAUUGAAACAAUAGAGACAGGUGAGGAAGAUGCAUUGUCACACUUAACCAAGUACCAUUCUGCUUUUGAUGAAGCAGAUGGGAUAGGGUGGACUCCCUUGCAUAAGGCUGCAGUACAAUUAAAUAAGAACAUUUUAGAAAUAACCCUGAAAGCUUCAAAAACCAGUGUGUGGGAGCAAACCACCCAUAAUGGUGAAACACCACUUUUUCUGGCUGUCAGCAAUUGCCUCUUAGAAAAUGCCAGUUUUCUUCUUCUYAGUGGCUGCAAUCCAAAUGCUAAGAAUUUCGAAGGCAAUUCUCCUCUUCUUACAGCUGUUCUACGUGACUCCUAUGACAUGGCUACCUUGCUGAUCAGCCACGGAGCGGAUGUAAAUCUACGAUGUGCCAAUGACAGGACUGUUCUCCACGAGGCAGCCAAACUGGGCAGACAGGACAUGGUGAAGCUUAUGCUGGUUUCUGGGGCACACCCUGACCCCCGGAGCACCUAUGGAUUCACUCCACUUGCUCUUGCUGCCCAAAGUGGACACACUGAAAUUAUGGCAUUAUUACUGCAGAAAGGUGCUAAUGCUCAUGGUCAGGCCUCUGAUUCAUCUUCCAUAUUACUUGAAGCUGCUAGAGGAGGAAAUCCAGACUCUGUGACUCUCUUGCUAGAGUAUGGAGCUGAUGCCAAUAUACCUAAGAUUUCAGGCCACCUGCCCAUUCAUGUGGCAGCUGACAGAGGACACUUAUUAGCUCUAAAGAUAUUGAUUCCAGUUACGGACCUUGCUGCYAUUAAGCGGAGUGGGAUCAGUCCAAUUCAUUGUGCAGCAGCAGGAGCACACCCUCAAUGCCUGGAACUUCUCAUCCAGGCUGGAUUUGAUGUGAAUUUCAUGCUAGAUCAAAAAAUUCGUAAACACUAUGAUGACCAAAGGAAAUCAGCUUUGUAUUUUGCUGUAUCAAAUGGUGACCUCUCUUCAGUUAAGCUGCUUCUGGGCGCUGGAGCUCUGACUAAUCAAGACCCAGUUAACUGCCUGCAGAUAGCCCUUAGGAUGGGUAAUUAUGAGCUCAUAAGUCUACUGCUAAGACAUGGUGCCAACGUCAAUUACUUCUGCAGAGUCAACCCUUUGCAUUUCCCAUCAGCACUGCAAUACACACUAAAAGAUGAAGUCAUGCUCAGGAUGCUGUUGAAUUAUGGGUAUGACACAGAGCGAUGUUUUGAUUGUCCUCAUGGGGAUAAAAUUCAUCCUUUCUAUACUUUUGAAGGCUGGACAUCUACAGUUAUUAAAGAUACUAUGUUCUGUGAAGUAAUAACUUUAUCAUGGCUGCAGCAUCUCUCUGGAAAGGUUGUUCGAGUGAUGCUUGAUUAUGUUGAUCAAGUUCAAAUCUGCUCAAAGUUGAAAGCUGUGCUCCAAAAACAGGGGCUCUGGUCAGAAAUACAUUUUAUCUUAACAAACCCUCGUUCCCUAAAACAUUUGUGCCGCCUAAAGAUCCGCAAGUGUAUGGGGCGUUUGCAUUUACGCUGCCCUGUCUUCAUGUCGUUUCUUCCAUUGCCCAAUCGUCUAAAAGCAUACAUCCUUUACAAAGAAUAUGACCUUUACGGACAAGGAGUUUUUACAGAAAUCUGGUAAUCAUAUUAUUCUACAGGAAAAGGACAACAAACUGCCCCUCACUACUGGCUUGGUUUGUUCUACUGGAAGCAGCUAUCAACCGACUCUGUUCUUCCAAGUCCUAGUGGGAAAGAAAGAAAAGGAACUAAAUUAACUGUCUGCAGUCAAAUGAAAACUAUGCACUUAAAAAUACAUACUUGAGAGCCAUUUCCAUCCUUUUGUCAUAAAGAUGUAUGCAAAAUUCUAGCAACCUUAUAAAAAGAAAGGCUAUGCCUAACCAAUGCUACUACAAAGUAAAUUUGGCAUUAUUCUAGAAAUUCUGUAAAAUUCACAUUCAAACUUAAAAAUCGCUGGCAUUUUCCUCAUUUUAUUUUUUAUAGCCAAUAAUCUAAUUCAGGCCAUCAUCUCUUACUAUACACUACAUAAGUAAUCUCAAUUUUCAUAAUAAAAGCCUCAUAAUGGAUUA